Messenger RNA from Molossus molossus (Pallas's mastiff bat), 1086 nucleotides. It is a transcript of the gene NXT1, whose product is annotated as nuclear transport factor 2 like export factor 1. The transcript is spliced from 2 exons. Lineage: Eukaryota; Metazoa; Chordata; Mammalia; Chiroptera; Molossidae. Bases 465 to 887 code for a protein of 140 amino acids. The record is from RefSeq and is a predicted model, not a curated record. Gene Ontology annotation, biological process: protein import into nucleus. Gene Ontology annotation, cellular component: nuclear pore central transport channel.
CGGAGCUGGUCUCCAAGCCCGCUGUCCUACUGGUUGGCACAGUUACCUAUCACCGGGAGGUGGGAGCGGGCGUGGUCGGGGGCGCUCGUGUAGGCUCAGAGCUCGGCGGGCCACGCAGGGAGCUCGCGGAGGCAGUGUAUAUUCUCCGGGCUCGGAAGUCCGGGCGCCCAGGCAGGGCCUCUUGGGAAGAAGAGGAGGGGAGGAGGGCAGCUCUUCCCGUCUUUUCCUAGGGCGAGCUGUGGAGGAGCGCGGAGCCUCGGCAGGCCCGCCCCAGGACCUUUAGGGGCCGGCUCUGUGGAGCUGUGGCCCGCGCGGGGGGCACUGAAGGAGGGCCACCACCACCCACGCUGACCCAGGCUGACGGAGGUCAUCGCCCACGCUGACCCCGGCCUUUGCGGGCGCAGCCCCAGCUCCCUCAAGUGCAGGAAGCACCUGGGUGGAGGCCUCCUUCAGGAGAACCCAAGAUGGCAUCCGUGGACUUCAAGACUUAUGUGGAUCAGGCGUGCAGGGCUGCUGAGGAGUUUGUCAACGUCUACUACACCACCAUGGAUAAGCGGAGGCGUCAGCUGUCCCGCUUAUACAUGGGCACAGCCACCCUGGUGUGGAAUGGAAAUGCUGUUUCAGGACAAGAAUCCUUAAGUGAGUUUUUUGAAAUGUUGCCUUCCAGUGAGUUCCAAAUCAAUGUGGUUGACUGCCAGCCUGUACAUGAUGAAGCCACCCCAAGCCAGACCACAGUUCUCGUUGUGAUCUGUGGAACAGUGAAGUUUGAAGGCAACAAACAACGGGACUUCAACCAGAACUUCCUCCUGACUGCCCAGGCCUCAGCCAGCAACACAGUGUGGAAGAUAGCAAGUGACUGCUUCCGGUUCCAGGACUGGGCCAGCUAGUAGAGCAGGCUUCAGCCCUAGCGCUGGAGGGAAACACAGAUCUCAAAAUCUGGAGACACAAGUUCCUUUCUGUUGUUGUAGGCUACACUGCCCAAGCUGAACUUGAGUCCAAGGAGCUCCUUUCUGAGUAUACUUAUUUGUCAUAGUUGCCUUUUCAUAGUAGUCAAAUUUUCUAUUUUUCUACUUGUCCAGUAGAGAC